CCUCAUCCGCUCCGAAUACCUUCAUUCUCUACCUACCUCUUCUUACCUUACCCUUACCACCUUGCCAUUGAUCGCAUUGAACUCAGCCGAUUGAUACAAGCUUUCAAGCUACCAAGCUCACCCCACGCCCCUGCCACAGUUGCAACAUGCUCUAGUUGAAUCAACGAUCUACCCCACCGCCAAUAUGGCUCCUGACGCAGAUCCACCGGUCCAAGACCGCUGGGACUUGCACGACUUCGAUGGCGACCCUGAUCGCUAUCAAUGCCUUUACAACAUGUCAGACGAAUUUGACUUGGAUGCUUGGGCGACUCCUGAUCCUCGGGUCACGACUUUGGUCGAUACGGGAGACGCCUUUGCUUCGGAGAUGGAUAUGAAACCUUCCACUCUGAACCUAGUCGAAUUCGAGAAUACGGACUCCCCUUUUGAUGGAGGCAGCUCCGACGAUGGAGGAAAUCCACCACCACCACUGUUGACGUUCGGAAGACGCCGACGCCCACCUGUGCAGUUGUUACUUCGCAAGCUAGCUCAGCAAAUCGCCGAGUCAACCACCCUUUACCAAUACGACCCCUAUUAUCAGCAACCUGCAACUCCUGAAACGGAGUUUUACGACCUGUCUGCUGCAACGAUCACCGUUGGCAGACUUCCAAGCGAGAACACUACACACCACCCCGGGUUCCCCCCCUCAGUCGCAGUUAUGGCGGUCACUACCACAGGCUGGCCCUACGGGGCCCAGCCGGUAUGUGCUGCACCCGAUGCCAUGAACGACAGCAUGUAUCAGAACUCGCCUUUCUCCGAGCUCUUUGAGCUUUCGGACGAGGGCGACGAUUGGGCAAUGCUCAUGCAGCAGGACAUGCUCGCUACGGGCGACUACGACAUGACAACCUUCGACCCUUCCACCAUGGAACCAACUUACCAAAACACCCACUCUCCUCAGGAAAUCUUCAACGACCCCGCCGUCCAGUUCGAUGUCGCGCAGAGCCUAGGCCCCAAUUUCUUUGACUUUAACAGCUCUCUGCCCGACCUCUCCACCUCUGGCUACCUCUCGGGCGACCAGGUCUCCUCCUAUCUGGGCAGCACGAACACCUCCCCUUUCGAGCCUGUCCUCGACUUCUUCCCCGAAACCGACUCAUUCUCCAUGUUCCCGGCAAGCACCGACGGCUCGCCCCUCGACACAACUACCUCCUCCCCCGGAUCAGACAACGCAAGCGCCCCUUCCAGCUCCUCCCACCCAUACAGCUGCACCACCGACGGCUGCACAAAGACCUUCGCCAAGGAGGCCCAGCUGAAGCAGCACCAGCGCGUCCACCGCAAGGCCCUCGUCUGCACCAUCUGCCGCGCCGAGCACCGCCACGAGCACAAGUUCGCUCAAGUGCGGGACCUAGAGCGGCACAUGCAGGCGCGCCACAAGGACGUCGCCGAGAAGAACAACGUGCGCUCCGAGAUCCGCCAGUGCCCGCACCAGGGGUGCGAACACCAGGGGAGGCGGGACAAUGUGUCGAGGCACCACAAGAGUAAGCACGGUAAGGAACUCAAGUGGAAGAGGGGUAUUCCUCACGUGGUGGGUUGA
Colletotrichum acutatum is the source of this 1567-nucleotide messenger RNA. RefSeq lists its product as uncharacterized. Lineage: Eukaryota; Fungi; Ascomycota; Sordariomycetes; Glomerellales; Glomerellaceae. The coding region runs from base 185 to 1567 and encodes 460 amino acids. The record is from RefSeq and is a predicted model, not a curated record. The transcript is spliced from 2 exons.